AUGGGCCUUGGAAACCUCAGCAAGAUGACCAAUUCAUCCAAACCGGUCAAUUCCAAUGAGCACAAUGUAUACUUUGGCACCGACUCCCUCAAGAAAUACUUCGACCCGGAUUGUCAGCCCCCGCUGCCAUUAGUGGAGCUGCCGCCGCACCUGAAUCCCUUCUAUGAGGAUGGCGUGCGGGUAUAUGCCAAGAUGAUGACCAUGCACCCUGCAAACAAUGUCAAAGCAAUGCCAGCAUUAAACAUGCUCGAAGCCAGCGUCGAGCCCAACCGCACCGACACCGUGAUAGAAUACAGCUCCGGAUCCACGGUGAUCUCGAUGUCAAUGAUCGCACGCGUCAUGCACGGGGUGCGCGACACGCGCGCCUUCCUGAGCAACAAAACCAGCGACGCCAAGCUGAAGCUGAUGCAGUUCUUCGGGCUGGACAUCACGCUGUUCGGCGGGCCGUCGCAGCCCGAGCCGGUCGACGAACGGGGCGGCAUCCAAAGCGCACGCCGCAUGGCGCUCGAGUCUGAGCGCAUCGCCAACCCCAACCAGUACGAGAACGACCGCAACUGGCAGUCCCAUAUCCGCUGGACGGGGCCCCAGAUCUUUAAGCAACUGCCGCAGAUCAACGUGCUCUGCGCCGGUAUGGGGACCUCGGGUACGAUGACGGGGUUGGGCACAUAUUUCAAGGGUGUUAAGCCGUCUGUUUUGAGACUUGGGGUUUGCACGGCCCCCGGGGACCGCGUACCCGGUCCGCGCUCGUUUGCGCUGAUGCGGCCCGUAGAGUUUCCGUGGAAAGAGGCCGUGGAUGUGAUUGAGGAGGUUGGCUCCGCGCACUCGUACACUCUGUCUUUGAACCUGUGCCGCGAGGGUCUCGUCUGUGGACCCUCAUCUGGGUUCAAUCUUCAAGGCUUGUUCCAGAUGCUGGGCAAGCGCAAGGCCGCGGGCUCGUUGCCGGAGCUGGCGGGGUCGGAUGGCAUGACGCACUGUGUGUUUUUGUGCUGCGACCUGCCAUAUCAGUAUAUUGGCGAGUACUUUCAGAAGCUUGGGCCGGAGCAGUUCCCCCCAUCCGAAACGAGCUGGGAGCGGGACGCGCUGGAGGUACUCCCGCAAUUCUACGGAUCGCCGCGAUCCCUCGAACAAUGCCUGCUGAGUGAGAUCGCGCUCAAGCCGCAGACUCGCGUGCUGGACCUACGCAAGCCGGCCGAUUUCACCGUGUGGCAUCUCCCCGACGCCGUCAACCUGCCGCUGGCCAGCCUGGGCCCGCACAGCGUGUCUCCGUUUUCAGACCCGGAGGUGCUGGAGGCGCAGUGGGUGGAGCUGGAGCGGAUCUUCACGGACGGCGGGCUGGGGUUGCAGCUGGGGACAGGAACACACGUUCUUGUGGUGUGCUAUGAUGGAGACACGGCCCGCGUGGCGACCAGCGUGCUGCGCGCCAAGGGGCUUGAAGCAGACAGUAUACGUGGCGGGCACCGCGCGCUCCGUAUGUAUGGCAUCGGAAACGAUAACCCUGUGGCUGCGCCUAAAGUGCCCGUGGCGACUACUGUGUCCAUCUCGGCGGUGCCCCUGGAAUAA
This is a messenger RNA of Penicillium alfredii, 1560 nucleotides long. RefSeq names its product putative cysteine synthase B. Gene Ontology annotation, molecular function: cysteine synthase activity; cystathionine beta-synthase activity. The coding region runs from base 1 to 1560 and encodes 519 amino acids. The record is from RefSeq and is a predicted model, not a curated record. Gene Ontology annotation, cellular component: cytoplasm. The transcript has 3 exons. NCBI's taxonomy places the organism in Eukaryota, Fungi, Ascomycota, Eurotiomycetes, Eurotiales, Aspergillaceae.